AUGGAGAGUGCCCCCAAUGGGACGCAAAAGCGUCCAAACUUCCUUUUCAUUCUCGCCGAUGAUCUGGGAUUUUCUGAUAUUGGCUGUUAUGGAAGCGAGAUUCGCACACCUAACAUUGACCGUUUGGCCUCUGAAGGCAUCCGUAUGCUCAAUCACCAUGCUGCCGCAGCUUGUUCGCCGACACGUGCAAUGCUCAUGAGUGGCACCGAUGCGCAUCUAGGUGGACUAGGCGUCUUGAUUGAAUAUAAGCAAAAUGCACACGGCGCAAAGCGAUUCUCAGGAAAGGCUGGAUAUGAGGGGCAUCUGAACAAUGAUGUGGCGACUUUACCUGAAGUUCUGGGGGAUAACGGAUAUUUUACUGCAAUGUCUGGCAAGUGGCAUCUUGGACUGCGUGCCAGUCAGGGUCCUUGGGAACGCGGUUUUCAAAAGGCAUUUGCUAUGCUCCCCGGGUGUUGCAAUCAUUAUGGCUGGGAACCCGUUCAAGAGCGCUUUCCUUUCGGAGGAUCACCUAUCCAUGCCGAGAAUGGGCUCAAGGCCGAUAUAACUGCCAACACAACGGAAGAUCCUGAUGGCUUCUACUCGACCGACUAUUAUACCAACCAAUUGAUUCAAUAUUUCGAAGGUCGGUCGGAAUCUGAGCAACAGAAGCCUUUCUUUGCAUUUUUACCCUACACCGCUCCCCAUUGGCCUCUCCAAUGCUCCAAGGAACAACGAGACAAGUACAAAGGCAUGUAUGACGAUGGACCAUAUGCUUUAAGAGAGCGACGCUUAAGCAAGCUUGCUGAGAUGGGUAUCAUUAAUGAGUCUGUUGUUCCCCACAAAGUCGAAACAAGCACUGUGGGCGCCGGGGAGUGGGAAAACCUCACCGCCGAUGAGAAGAAACUGUCCAGCAGAGCCAUGGAGACAUAUGCCGGUAUGGUAGACUCAGUCGACAUCAAUGUUGGUAAGGUGGUGGAAUACUUGAAGAAGACAGGAGAGUAUGACAAUACAUUCAUCGUAUUCAUGAGUGAUAAUGGGGCCGAAGGCGCUGCAAUUGAAGCAAUCCCCGUUAUGGGAAACAAGGUUGUGAGCGCUAUCCACCGGCACUACGAUAACUCCCUCGAUAAUAUUGGAUCUUUCAACUCAUUCACUUGGCUCGGCCCACUGUGGGCUCAAGCGUCAACUGCGCCAUCGAGGCUAUUCAAAUGCUUCCCUUCCCAGGGCGGCAUCCUUGUUCCCUGUGUUGUCAAGCCUCCAACCAACACUUUCAAUUCGUCCUUCCAGCCAGGGUCUUUUAAUAGAUCGUUCUCAACAGUGAUGGACUUUUUGCCCACCUUUCUCGAGCUGGCUGGCGUCUCGCUGCCUCCUGCAUCGGAGAAAAUUCCGGCUUCUGCUCUAAGUAGAGGGGCUUCCACCCGUUGCAAAAUGACCACCUUUCGGGGAAGAGAUGUUCAUGCCAUACGAGGCAAGUCCUGGGUCCCACUUUUUGUGCAAGACAAGAAGGUCGAGGAUGAGGAAAUGUGGCACAUCCACUCGUCUUCAGAGCCUAUCGGAUGGGAGCUCUUUGCGCGUGGAGCACUACGAAAGGGGGACUGGAAAAUUGUUCAUUUCGCUAGAGCUCAAGGAGGAGCUGGCGAAGGAGAUGAGGGGUGGGAGCUGUUCAAUGUCGUUGAAGACCCUGGCGAGACCAAGGACUUGGCCGAAGCGGAACCAAAGAAGCUAGCGGAACUUCUGGCAUGCUGGGAGGAGUACGUAGUAGAAUGCGGUAUUGUAUGGGGCGAGGAUGCUCUUGCACCCGGAUUUAGCGUUGAGGAGGCUCCGGAACUGUGGGAAGAUGAGCUGGAACUACAAAGAUCGUGGAUGGGGGCUGGGGCAGGACAAUGUCCGGCUGCGUGCCGUUGA
Penicillium macrosclerotiorum is the source of this 1881-nucleotide messenger RNA. RefSeq names its product arylsulfatase. The coding region runs from base 1 to 1881 and encodes 626 amino acids. Gene Ontology annotation, molecular function: arylsulfatase activity. The record is from RefSeq and is a predicted model, not a curated record. Lineage: Eukaryota; Fungi; Ascomycota; Eurotiomycetes; Eurotiales; Aspergillaceae. The transcript is spliced from 8 exons.